Molecule: messenger RNA, 3476 nt
Organism: Fomitiporia mediterranea MF3/22
Lineage: Eukaryota; Fungi; Basidiomycota; Agaricomycetes; Hymenochaetales; Hymenochaetaceae
Product: IGPS-domain-containing protein
Exons: 2
Coding region: 200-3163 (987 amino acids)
Biological process (GO): L-tryptophan biosynthetic process
Cellular component (GO): cytosol
Molecular function (GO): indole-3-glycerol-phosphate synthase activity; phosphoribosylanthranilate isomerase activity
Source: RefSeq, a predicted model, not a curated record
UCGGCACAUAGCAUAUACCCAUACCCAGCAUCAAAAAAUUCGGCGAUUUAUUCCACGCGAAACCCACUGCUCAUCACGCGUGAAGGCUCGACAUCGUCGGACAUCUGACGGCGCACAGCCGGUCUGACUUGUACAAGUACCGUUACCGCGUCCGCUUUUUGCGUCUUCCUCGUCUCGUCUUCCCUGCCUCUGAGCCACAAUGGUAUCCCUACCAGAGUCACUGCGCCGGCCCAUUGAGUGCCUUGUGAUCGAUAAUUUCGACUCCUUUACCUGGAACCUCUACCAGUCUCUCUCUCUGCUCGGCAUAGAUGUCACUGUCAUCCGCAACGAUGCCAUCGAUGUCGCGGCCCUACCUCGCCUUGAUAUUAAACGUCUCAUCAUAUCGCCCGGCCCUGGACAUCCGCGCACCGACUCAGGCAUCUCGCGCGAAGCGGUACGGUACUUUAUGGGCAAGGUACCUAUUUUGGGCGUGUGCAUGGGUUUGGAAGCUAUCGUGGAUGUGUUUGGAGGUGAAAUUGGAUACGCAGGCGAAAUCAAGCACGGCAAGCUUUCUCCCAUCCGUCACGACGGACGCGGUAUCUUUAACGGUCUCCCACAAUCAUUCCAAUCAACGCGCUACCAUUCACUCAGUGCAUCCGUCAGGACUGUUCCUGAUGUCCUCGCUAUCACAGCUGCUACAGAGGAGAGCGGUGUCAUCAUGGGCGUUCGUCACAGGCAAUACUCAAUUGAAGCGGUACAGUACCACCCGGAGAGCGUGCUUUCGGAGGAGGGUGAUACUCUCCUACGAAAUUUCCUCAACUUGCGCGGCGGGACGUGGGAAGAGAACCCUUCCGCUCGUGUAACCGACUUGUCCCUCCCUCCAUUCCCGAUUGACGGGCCGACUGCUUCGAACGGGAUGACGCCUGCGCAGCAAAAAUCCAGUAACAAGCUGCCAACGAUCCUCGAAAAGAUCCACGUACAGCGUUUGAAAGACAUCGAAGAGGCUAAGAACACACCAGGAACGUCAAUGGAAGACCUCGAGACCUUACUUGCUAUGAACCUAUCUCCUCCAGCAAUUAACCUCGUCGAACGUCUCCGCACAACAGGACCCGAAAACUCUCCUGCACUCAUGGCAGAGAUCAAACGCGCCUCACCUUCCAAAGGGCCCAUCGCACUUCGCGCGAACGCGGCGCAACAAGCAUUGGACUACGCACUCGCAGGUGCUUCUGUUGUGUCCGUCUUAACAGAACCACAUUGGUUCAAGGGAUCUCUACUCGACAUGCGUCUCGCUCGUCAAGCAAUCGAUACCUUACCUAACAGACCUGCAGUCUUACGAAAAGAUUUCAUCGUUGACGAAUAUCAAAUUGCCGAAGCGCGUCUACAUGGAGCGGAUACGAUCCUCCUCAUCGUUGCCCUUCUCCCUAUUCACCGUCUCAAAGCGCUCUAUACCCACUCAAGACGCCUUGGAAUGGAGCCAUUGGUGGAAGUGAACAACGAUAAGGAGAUGAUCGCUGCACUGGAGCUAGGUGCGAAGGUUAUAGGCGUGAAUAACAGAAACUUGCAUAGUUUCGAGGUAGAUAUGGGAACGACGAGUCGACUCGCGAGUUUGGUACGUGAAAAACAAAAGGAAGGAGAGGUUAUCUUAUGUGCCUUGAGCGGCAUCUCGAAAUCGGAAGAUGUGAAAGCCUAUGCUGAGCAAGGCGUGGAAGUGCAAGCUGUACUUAUCGGUGAAGCGUUAAUGCGUGCACAAGAUACCAAGACGUUCAUUCGUAACUUACUCGGUUGGUCCGUUCCCGAAGAAACCGAGGGAGGAGAAGAGGAAGAAGAAGGACCACCACUUGUGAAGAUCUGUGGAAUCCGAACAGUUGACGAAGCGCUCACUGCAGCACAAGCAGGAGCAGACAUGCUCGGACUCAAUUUCGUACCUACGAGUAAACGACGGAUCGCGUUGGACGUAGCGUGUCGGAUCGCACAUGCAAUUCGGGAGAGACGGACACAGGCGGAGGCGGAGAUCCCUAUUGUAUCUGCUGAAGCUACGUCUACAAAAGAAAGUAAAGAUGCAUCGCAGACGGAGAAGAAUUUACCGUGGUUCGCGACACAUGCGAAUUGGUUGGCAAAGACACUGCGUGCAGGACAUGCGAGACCUCAACUUGUAGGUGUCUUCCAGGACCAACCAUUAUCAUACAUACUCUCCGUCAUCGCCUCCGUGCAACUUGACAUCGUACAACUACACGGGACGGAACCGCUCCAUUGGUCUACGCAGUUACCCGUUCCUGUCAUUCGCGCGUUCCACGUCUCCUCUUCUGUUGGAGAUGGGAGUACUGUGAGCGGUGUGGAAGGGAUAACUCGACCGGGAUUGCAUCAAUUCGUGUUACUUGAUGCGAUGAGAGAAGAUGGGAAGAGUGGAGGGAGUGGGAAGGUUGUUGAUUGGGAGCUUGCGAGGAGAGUCGUUGAGGCUGGUGAAGUGGGACCUUCACCAUUCUCGCCUUUCCCUACUCUUUCCUCUUCAUCUUCUCCUUCUGUUCCCUCAAUUUCCGCACCUCGAGCCAACGGAGAACCGAAUGUGAAUGCGAAUGGAAUCAGUAAUACGACAAACGGACUCGUCUCCCCACCCCCUACAACCACUUCUUCAACCACUUUGUCCUCACCUACGACACCCACGCCUACCCAUCCUCCUUCUUCCACGCAAUCUCAAACCCAGCCGGAUACCUCAGUGUCUCCGAAAUCAGAGACAGAGACAGGGAAAUUGCGAGGAAUUGGAAGGGGAAGACUCCCGAUAAUCCUCGCAGGCGGCUUAACACCCUCUAACGUCUCCCUUGCCAUCGAGCGUGUGAAGCCGUGGGCUGUGGACGUCUCUGGUGGAGUUGAACGCUCUUCCUCCUCUUCUUCCAUCUCCACCUCCUCCUCCGCUACUGCUAAUAGCGAAGGACUUGGUAAGGACUUGGAGAAAGUCGUUGCGUUCGUUAGAGCUGUUAAAGGUGUUCAGAACGAUGUUGUUGAAGUUGGAAAUGACGUUGAGGAUGUUAAUGCAGGUGCGAGUGGAGCAGGCGCUGAGGAAGAAGGAGAGGAGAGGGAGAGUAAGAGUGAGAGUAAGAGGACGAGUGCUAGUACUAGUGUUGUUGUGGAUGGUGGUGUUACUACUGCGAGUGUAGAGGGUGAGGAGAAGGCUGUAGAGGUGGGCUGAAGCGUGGUGAAGCGUUCAAGUACGUAGGCAGGUAAAAGGAAAAAUCUCGUUUGUUUGUUUAUUUAUUUGAUUGUAAUAUUACCUUUUGUUUCUUGUUCUCUCGUCUUCGCCUUCGGGUUUGACUUGGUUGUUUCGGAGUACAUAUCUUUCCGUGUCUAUUUGUUUUCGGUGUUUUUGCAGCUUUGUACAGGGACUAUGAUGCAGACCUUAUAAACAUGCCUUGUGCUGUGUGUGUAAGUAGGAUGGAUAAAGAUAAAGGUCUACAAGUCUACAUUAUACUAUUUCACAAUUCUUCUUCCUUCUCUAAUAAUAA